CUUAAACAUGAACAGACUCGCAGCUGCACAAUGCCUACCCGAGUUAGUCAUUACGCGGAUCAUAUCUUGUCUCCUGCAAACCUUGGCCAAAUCUCCUCCUCGCUACAUGAUUGUCAGCAGUCUAGGGUAUGCGAAAUGCCCAUCACUUCUGCCCCUUCUACAGGUGCCCCAGACCUGAAGGAACGUAGCCGCUAAGGAGUUCUACAAACAUGCAAGUAUAUUCCUUGGCCUGAAAUUGGACCUUCGCGCAAUUUGCCUCCAGACACCAAACCAUUAAGCUGGCAGCCGAGGAAAGCGUUCUGCGCUUUGUUAAGCAGGCAACCGUCCGUGUCAGAUUCGAUUGUAUCUUUGAUGGUCGGGCUGCUGACCUGCUCUGCAGCCUCCUGUUCAGCAGCAUUACAUUUCCAAAUGUCAACCAGAUAUCGAUUCAGGUGAAGAGAUGCAGCCACCUUACCCCGUAUGGGUCCGAGGGGGCUCUACUAUUCUGUAAGCGCGUCAUGGAGAUCUUCUCCUACGCAGUUCCCGACAGACAGGAUGAGCUCACGCUUUGAGUUGAUGCCCGCACCUCAACCAGGUCGAUAUACACUGCAAAUAUCAAAUCAAC
Linderina pennispora is the source of this 604-nucleotide messenger RNA. RefSeq lists its product as uncharacterized. NCBI's taxonomy places the organism in Eukaryota, Fungi, Kickxellomycota, Kickxellomycetes, Kickxellales, Kickxellaceae. Bases 31 to 195 code for a protein of 54 amino acids. The record is from RefSeq and is a predicted model, not a curated record. The transcript has a single exon.